Molecule: messenger RNA, 1429 nt
Organism: Hypomesus transpacificus
Lineage: Eukaryota; Metazoa; Chordata; Actinopteri; Osmeriformes; Osmeridae
Gene: ccnc
Product: cyclin C
Exons: 12
Coding region: 140-1345 (401 amino acids)
Biological process (GO): positive regulation of transcription by RNA polymerase II
Cellular component (GO): nucleus; mediator complex
Molecular function (GO): cyclin-dependent protein serine/threonine kinase regulator activity
Source: RefSeq, a predicted model, not a curated record
CCGGAACCAAGUAUACCAACACGGUGGCCCAGAUACCGUUUUUAGCUGCUACAUAAGUUGAUUUGUACACUACUUUCUUCUCGCGGUUUACUUCUUUGUUAUAAAAUAUUCGAAGUUGUUUUUUCCCAACUCCUGAACUAUGGCUGGGAACUUCUGGCAGAGUUCGCAUUACCUGCAGUGGGUUCUGGACAAGCAGGACCUAAUAAAGGAACGGCAGAAAGAUAUGAAAUUCCUCACAGAGGAGGAAUACUGGAAAUUGCAGAUCUUCUUUGCCAAUGUCAUCCAGGCCCUGGGGGAACACCUGAAGCUGAGGCAGCAAGUCAUUGCCACGGCAACUGUCUAUUUCAAACGCUUCUAUGCCAGAUACUCACUGAAAAGUAUAGACCCUGUGCUUAUGGCUCCCACCUGCGUGUUCCUGGCAUCCAAAGUGGAGGAGUUUGGUGUGGUCUCCAACACCAGACUGAUCUCUGCUGCUACUUCUGUGUUGAAAACCAGGUUCUCUUACGCAUUCCCAAAGGAGUUUCCCUACAGAAUGAACCAUAUACUAGAGUGUGAGUUCUACCUGCUGGAGCUGAUGGACUGCUGCCUGAUCGUGUUUCACCCGUACCGGCCGCUGCUGCAGUACGUGCAGGACAUGGGGCAGGAGGACAUGCUGCUGCCUCUGGCCUGGAGAAUAGUGAACGACACAUACAGGACAGAUCUCUGCCUCCUUUAUCCUCCAUUCAUGAUCGCACUUGCCUGUCUGCACGUGGCCUGUGUGGUGCAGCAGAAGGAUGCCAGGCAGUGGUUCGCUGAGCUGUCAGUCGACAUGGACAAACACUUGGGAUGUCCUUCAGUCCUGCAGACGUCCUGGCAGCUGAGCACCCCAGGGGAGUGGGGUUCCAGGCAGCUGAGCACCCCAGGGGAGUGGGGUUCCAGGCAGCUGAGCACCACCCCAGGGGAGUGGGGUUCCAGGCAGCUGAGCACCACCCCAGGGGAGUGGGGUUCCAGGCAGCUGAGCACCACCCCAGGGGAGUGGGGUUCCAGGCAGCUGAGCACCCCAGGGGAGUGGGGUUCCAGGCAGCUGAGCACCACCCCAGGGGAGUGGGGUUCCAGGCAGCUGAGCACCACCCCAGGGGAGUGGGGUUCCAGGCAGCUGAGCUCCACCCCAGGGGAGUGGGGUUCCAGGCAGCUGAGCUCCACCCCAAGGGAGUGGGGUUCCAGGCAGCCCAGUGUAGCAUCAGCACCCCUAAGGACCUACCGAUUAGAAACACCCAGGAGCUCUGCAUGCCUGGUUAGGUGUCCUAACCUAGGGUUAGGUGUCCUAACCAGGCAGUACAGAAGAUCCUGGAGAUUAUCAGGGUGAUCCUUAAGCUUUACGACCAAUGGAAGAACUUUGAUGACAGGAAGGAGAUGGCAUCAGUGCUCAGCAAGAUGCCGAAACCCAAAC